AUGGCAUGCAAGUGCUUUUUCGAAACCAGAGAGGCUUCAGUCUGUAGCGAGUCUUCAGCGAGGUUGAUAAAGCUUUCAGAAUGUACAGGUGAUAUCAGUGAUCAUCUACGAGCAUGUCACUUAGGUCAGCUUAGAGGAACGGUACAAGAAUAUGAGCUUAUCAUUAACAGGUCAGGGUUGCCACACGACCUUUCCCCUGAUCAACUUGAAGAACUUGGUAUCUGCGAAAAGCAUAGAGGAAACAUGGGUAAAAACUGGCGACCACGUCGCACUUGCCAGUACCCGCUGCACAACGGCCGGAAAAAGCAGCUAAAUACUAGAAACGCAGUUCAUCUCGACAUGUCAAUGGAAAUUAACACUAUCUUUGCAGAACUCGUUCCAACAGGUUCCCGUAAGUACGAUUUUUAUGUAAAUUCUAGCUUACCAACCAGGUAUUGUCCUGAAAUGAAGGGCAGGGUUUAA
This is a messenger RNA of Pocillopora meandrina, 462 nucleotides long. The record is from the annotation of a GenBank genome assembly. NCBI's taxonomy places the organism in Eukaryota, Metazoa, Cnidaria, Anthozoa, Scleractinia, Pocilloporidae.